AGUAACGAACGAACGUCGCAAAAAUGCGCGCUUUUACAAUAAUCACACUUCUGUAUCUGUUCAGUGCAUACUAUUGUCAAAGCCAUGACCUGGCACUAGGUCAGGCGACGUAUGGAGAUGUAGUGAUAUAUAAAGUCAACGAAUACAAGUAUGGAUUCCCUAUGAUCGUGAGAAAGAGCACGCUAGAAUACCCUGAGCCAGGACAAACAAAUUUCGCUUACAUAAAAGCUAUAUACAUAAAGGACAAUGACAAAGACGGAAGCGGAGGUUAUCCCACUAUAGCUGCUGGUGGGGUUGGCCAGAGAUUCGUGAAAAUGAAACUGAAAAGUCAGCGGGGCAACGGUUUCAACUUCACUAUCACCAUUUACGGCAGAUAUUGACCUAUUGCAAAGUUAUGAGUACCUGGUACUUAAGUUGGUUUCGUUAAGAGAUCGAUUACGCCCGCCAUGAGAUUUUUUUUCUGAUCUUUGCUGAUUGUUUUGUAUAUAGUUUUUUAAUUAUAAUUAAAUGAUCACAUACCUAGAAUCUUGUUAAAUAUAUCUUCUAGUCUUGUUUUCUUUCU
Diatraea saccharalis (sugarcane borer) is the source of this 562-nucleotide messenger RNA. Lineage: Eukaryota; Metazoa; Arthropoda; Insecta; Lepidoptera; Crambidae. The record is from the annotation of a GenBank genome assembly.